GUCAUGCCCCGCACAAGCUCCAAAUGUACUCGUAUUCUUGCAGUUAACAUUAACACUUCCUCGCCACACAAGGUUCAUCCUUCACUUUAUUACAAUUCAAAUCUUGCUGUAGCCGCAAACUCUCCCUAUCUUGCCAUAUCCUCAAUCUCAAACUCUCUCCACGAUGACUUUCCAACAAGAACUAAGUUCUUGGAAGUCUCCCAAAUCACUAACAACCUAUCCAGUUCCAGAGAUUGGAGAAAAGGCACCCACUUCCUCAAUACUUCCAACUUCAUGUUCUAAUGGCAAGCCAGCCAUAAUCACCUUUCUGCGACACUGUGGAUGUCCAUGUGUGUAUUUUGCCCUUCCACAAGGCAUGUCAAAACUAAUACUGAUUAUCUAUCGCAGUUGCCGAAAAGACCUUCCAGCAACUUCGCAGGUUUGCAGGCAAAUAUCCUGAAAUCAACUUCAUCGCCGUCUCCCACUCAGACCAGAAAGCAACCGACAACUGGGUCAUAUCAGUUGGCGGACAAUGGGAUGUACAGCUAGUUGUAGACGAGGAGAGAGAAGCAUACGCGCAGUGGGGUUUGGGAGUCUCAUCAGCAUGGCACGUCCUCAACCCGUGGUCGCUUUACUCCGCAUACCGACUCGGAAGGCAAGAGAAGAUCUGGAACAAACCUACCGAAAGUGGCAGUCGUUGGCAAACUUCUGGAAGCUUUGCGAUUGACGAGCGAGGUGUGGUAAAAUGGGCCAAGAUUGCAAGUGCUGCUGAUGAGGUUCCCGAUUUCAAGGACGCACUGAAGGCUGUUGGAGUGGAUGGAUGAAAGGAUUUUGAAGAGAGGAGAGAAGGUAUAUACACAAACCCAACUUGACGACAAAGCUGUAUAAAUGCCGGGUCAGCUUAUUGGAGAGGAGCUAUCACGACGCCCUUUUAUCUCACGCCAUAUCAUUAUGCCCAAGUCUACAAGGGGUCGGCAAAAGGACUUUUGAUCACAUUUCUUUGGAAGUUAGCAGAAUAUUGCUGUUUUUUCACAGAAUUGAGGUUCGUUCACAUGAAUCUUCUUUUGGAGAAAAUUUGCUGAAUGCAUCUACUUAGAGGUUAUCUGAUUUGAGGUCAAGGUCAGAUGUUCAAUACACGUUGUUUUAGGGCAGCAUAUUUGCCCAUGUUAUGGUUACGAGAGGUCAGCACAAUAUUCUAGUUUAGAAAUCACACUUUAGAAUUUUGCAUUUGCCUAAUCUUUCUUCCAGAGUCCCUCAUUGUGCUAUAAUAACCCUCAUUUCAUUACAUUAACCUACUGUUUCCGCUUCUUGGUUAUGAAGAGAGAGUGAGAAGAGGCGUGCCAGGAAGAUGUCUUAUUUGGUAAUUUAUUUAGAGGUGAGGGAGAAUUGUGGAUUUGUGGUUUGUGGUUAGAGGGUUAGAGGGUAGUUGUGUGGAGGGUGUUUGGCGGAGGGAGUAAGUGAGUGAGUGAGGUGUGGCAAAUUCAAUUGAAUGGACGUGAAGUUAUAU
This is a messenger RNA of Hymenoscyphus albidus, 1486 nucleotides long. NCBI's taxonomy places the organism in Eukaryota, Fungi, Ascomycota, Leotiomycetes, Helotiales, Helotiaceae. The record is from the annotation of a GenBank genome assembly.